CUCACUCUCAGCGACAGUGUCAAGCACUCACACGCGUUCUGACACUGUCCCACCUCCUUACCGUCUCACUCUCAGCGACAGUGUCAGUCACUAGAACGCAUCCUGACAGUCCCCACCUCAACCGUCUCGCUCUCAGCGACAGUGUCAAGUACUUACCCUCACCAUGAAACUCGUGAUCGUCGUGUGUGUCGUCGCAGUGAUCGUUGCUGAACCUCAGAUCGACCGAGGAAGAGGUGUCGGUCGUCGAGGCCGGGGUAGACAGAUCGGUCUGCAGGACCAGUUCGGUCUUCAAGAUCAGGUCCAAAUCCAGCCUCAGGUUGGUCAACAGCAGCAGCGUUUGACCAGUCGACAGCGCCUGGUCACUAGACGGCCUCAACUGAUUGAACAGGAUUCGUUUAAUCGACAGUCUCCCCUCAGUCAACAGCAACAGAUAAAUCAACAGUCUCCAUUUAGCCAGCUUUCCCAUUUGAAUCAGCAAGAAGAGUUCAGUCGACAUCCUGAAUUUAAUAGACAGCAUCAGAUUAAUCAACAUUUGCAAGUCACUCAACAGCCUCUCGUCAGCCAACAGCCGUCGAUCACUCGACAGCCUCAGUUUAUUACACAUCCCCAUCUGAAUCAACAAGAGGAGUUCAGUCAGCAUCCUGAAGCUAGUCGACAGCCUCAGGUCAGUCAACCUUUGCAGAGCAGCCGACAGCCUCAGAUCACUCGACGGCGCCAGUUUAAUCGACAGCCCCAGAUAAAUCAACAGCUUCAAGUUACUCAACAACCUCAAGGCAGCCAACAGUCUUUAGUCAGUCGACAGCCUCAGAUCAAUCAACAGCCGCCAAUCAUUCGACAACCACAAGUCAACCGACAGCCUCAAAUCAACCACCAUCUGUUAGAUAGUCCUCAACCUCAAUCCAGCCAACAGCCGCACAUUAAUAGACAUUCUCAGUCUACCUUUCAGCCGCUGGUCAGCCGACAUCCUCAGUUUAGUCGACAGCCCCAAUUUAGCCAGCAUACUCAGGUCACCCCACAGCCCCCAGUCAUUCACCGACAGCCUCUGGCCAGUCCACAGGAUCAGUUCGUUCGACAGACAUCACUGGAUCGACACAGCCAGGAAAACCACCUGUCCCCGGUGGAUCAUCCAACCGUCGGCUUGGGUCAGCCAAACAUCGCUAUCCUACGAGAUGAUCGCCAGAACCCCGAAGAUGGGAACUUCAACUACGAGUUCGAGUCUGAGAACGCGAUCAGCGUGAACGCCGUCGGCAGCAGAGGUUCUGAGGGCCAAAGCAUCGUGGAAGGAUCGUACAGAUUUCCUCUCCCAGACGGCACCUUCGCUGAAGUUCACUACAUUGCCGACGAGAAUGGCUACCGGGCUGAGUCUCCAUUGAUCCCUACGCCCCAUCCGCUCCCGGCCCACGCCAUCGAGCAAAUCCGCUUCGCCGAAGAGCAGCGCGCUCUUGAAGCUAGUGGAGGCCACCAGAACUUCUGAUCUUACCGACGUCAGAAACUUCGAAGGUCUUAUAAAAAAAAACUUCCCAACUCACUUCCCGACGCUACCACAAGAAAGGAAGGAAGUCCUAAGGUGGAAUUCAGCUCACUUUCUGAAUUGACUUCCACUUCUUUAAAAUCACUACCAAAAGACAUUAAUAAAAUACGUAAUAUAACAAUGUACUGUCACUUUUCACAUGUUUUGACUUCCGCUUUUAUAUAAGUUAUUACUAGGUUGU
Cherax quadricarinatus is the source of this 1712-nucleotide messenger RNA. Its product is annotated as adenylate cyclase, terminal-differentiation specific-like. The record is from RefSeq and is a predicted model, not a curated record. NCBI's taxonomy places the organism in Eukaryota, Metazoa, Arthropoda, Malacostraca, Decapoda, Parastacidae.